Galleria mellonella (greater wax moth) is the source of this 1531-nucleotide messenger RNA. RefSeq names its product zinc finger HIT domain-containing protein 2. The coding region runs from base 360 to 1514 and encodes 384 amino acids. The transcript is spliced from 4 exons. The record is from RefSeq and is a predicted model, not a curated record. NCBI's taxonomy places the organism in Eukaryota, Metazoa, Arthropoda, Insecta, Lepidoptera, Pyralidae.
UCAGUUAUGUUAUUGUGUUUCACUUUUAUUCACAACAUAGAUUUAUUUUCCAAUUCCACGAAUUUAAGAAUAAUGUCGACUAUGAAAUAAUAUUAAAUUUUUGUGUAUUUUUAUCUCUCGCCUUCGCUCUUAUCUUGCACUAUCAUAAAAAACAAAAUGAAAAUAAUAAAUGAUUAUACUUUAUUUAUUAUCAAUGUUAUAAUGGAAAAUUAAUACAAAAAAUAAAUUACAUUAAUAUACUAGCAAACAAUGCGACAGUGUUUGUGAUAAUUGUACAGAAAAAAAAACACGUUAAGCCGGGAAUUGUCAAAGGGUUAUCAUUUAAUAUAAUAACUUAUAUUACCGUAAAUAUAUUAAAAAUGAGUAAUACAAACUAUUCUUUGUCUGAAGUUGAGAAAGUAUCAAAAGAAAAGCCACCAAACAAUAAGGAAAGGAUUUGUGGUCUAUGUGACACAAAUAUUAGCAAAUAUUGUUGUCCUCGUUGUGAAAUAUUCUAUUGCUCAUUGGACUGCUACAAAUCUGAGCAACACAAUGCAUGUUCAGAAAGCUUUUACCGUGAUUGUGUGAAUGAGGAAUUGGCUUUCCACCAAGCAGAUGAUGAUUCAAAGAGAAAAAUGCUUGAUAUAUUGAAAAAAAUGCAAGAACAAGAUGAACAAGACUUGGAUAUACCUGAAGAACUUCUAGAAGAUGAUCACAGUGUUGUAGACUCUGAUGAUGAAGAAGAAAUUGAUUUACAUGAAAGAAUAAAAGAUCUGAACCUUGAUGAUCCAGAUGCUGUGUGGAAUGUACUGACAGAGGAUGAAAGGAAUGAGUUUGAAGCGUUAUUAAAUCAAGGUGAGGUAGGCUCUAUAAUACCUCAAUGGGAACCAUGGUGGAUGUACAGAAAAGAAGAAAAAGUUGUGGAGGAUGUUAGUUAUAAUAUAGAAUUAGAGGAAAAAUUGAAGGAUUGUCCACCUUUGAAAAUGGUACCUCCACUCUCGUCACUGACUACUGUCCAACCAUCUCCAGCUAUAAAAUUUAAUAUCACAAAUAUUAUAGCAUCAUACGUAUUCUUAAUGAGAUAUUUCAAUGGUGAAAUGGAUGUAGUUGAAGGCACAAUAUCUUUUUUAAACAUCUGUGCUAAUUUGGACACUAAUAUGAACUUCGAAGACUUGGCUACAGCUGUAGAGUCAGUAGCACAGAAGUCGCUUCAGAGUGACCUUAUUGAAACGGACAAGAAUAGCUCAGAAGUAAUGAAACAUGAUACGUUUCUAAUAUUACAAGGACCCAGUAAAGAAAAGAAGUUACACUAUUGCAAAGCAGUUCUUUCACAUGUCCACAAUAUAUUCACUAAAGCAAAAACCAUAGAUAAAAUAUCCAAUGAGGGUAGUAAAACCAAAAGUGAGUUCUCAAGGAAAUUUCCAGAACAUAAAAGAGACCAUCUACCCAAUUUAGACAUAAGUAAAGUGAAGAAAUGUAUAAAAAAAUUAGAAUAUUAUUUGUCUUAUAUUGAAAGCUUUGAUAUGGAGUUUUAAUAAAAGAUUUCUUUUUA